UUUCAGCACAUCGGUGUUCUUGAAAACGGCGAUGACGACGCAACCCGAUUUGCUUACUGAUAAUGAUGAUUAAACGCCCAUUAAUGCGGGAAUGGGUGGCACCACGCGCAGUCAUCUUCUCUGAACCCCUACUAUCAUCAUGAAAGCCAUUCUCGACGGUAUCGUUCUCGCUGACUCCAAUGACACCAAAGUCAUCGAGGGCAACCAUUAUUUCCCUCCCGACUCAGUCAAGAAAGAGUAUUUUGUUGCAUCCGAUACGAGCUCUGUGUGUCCAUGGAAAGGUACCUGUUCAUACUACGACGCGACAAUCAGCGGAAAGACCGUGUCAGACGUAGCUUGGUACUAUCCCAACACAAUAAGUGAUCGUGCAAAGCCUAUCGAGAACUAUGUUGCUUUCUAUAAGAACAAGGUCCAGUUUGAGUAAAGUAUCUGAACAUUGGUCGAGAAAACCAAGAAACCAUGCAUUGUUUGUUGUAUAUAG
This is a messenger RNA of Lentinula edodes (shiitake mushroom), 481 nucleotides long. RefSeq names its product DUF427-domain-containing protein. NCBI's taxonomy places the organism in Eukaryota, Fungi, Basidiomycota, Agaricomycetes, Agaricales, Omphalotaceae. The transcript is spliced from 5 exons. The record is from RefSeq and is a predicted model, not a curated record. The coding region runs from base 140 to 424 and encodes 94 amino acids.